Molecule: messenger RNA, 1383 nt
Organism: Prunus armeniaca (apricot)
Lineage: Eukaryota; Viridiplantae; Streptophyta; Magnoliopsida; Rosales; Rosaceae
Source: the annotation of a GenBank genome assembly
AUGAGAGUUGGUAAUAUCAAAGGAAGGUAUGGUAGAAAGUCAUCCCUUGCAGCAAUACUGAACCAUCAUCGUACUUCAUUGAAUCCGAUAUUCGAUGAUCUCCCGGAUGUUGUACUGGUGGAGAUUCUUUGUCGACUCCGUUGCUAUAAGUUGGUUUAUCAAUGCAAGUGCGUGUCAAAGCGUUGGUGCACUCUCAUAUCGGAUCCGUAUUUCAUUGGCCGCUUUGUAUCUCUACAAAGAGAAUAUCAUCAUCAGCAAACGCCAAUCAUUCUAAUAAACAAAAAGAGAGAUUUGCUCAAUAGAAUGUCCGAUCCCCUGAAGCCUUUUUUCAGAAGAUUCAAGAAGUUUCAUGGCGAUUUGAUCCAGCAAGAGCCGGAGGUGGCAGGUACGUAUAAUGACUUACUUUUGUGUUACACAGGACAGUAUUAUGAACGUAAUUACUACAUCUGCAAUCCAUACACCCAACAAUGGAUUGCUCUUCCGCCCGCACCUCCAUGUCACGAACGGACAGUACCUUUGCCAGAGGGGUUUAUGUGCGAUCUUCCCUUGUAUAAUAAGUAUACAAAUGAUGAUGAUCUGAAAGGGCAUAAUAGUAAUAAUAUUGCAGAGCUUAAUACCAAUUACAGGUGCAAGGUUGUGAGAUUAAUUUGUCCCUGUUAUGGGAAAAAAUACAGCAAAUUCAAAGUGCAGAUCUUCUCCUCAGAGACUGGUCAAUGGAGAGAGACAAUUGUGUCAUCCCCACAAGAUAUUAGGCUCGAUACUGUCAAAUUUCAUAUUUGCUUUGCUAAUGCUUACAACAGAAUGUUGUAUUGGAUGGGUACUGUACACUUUCUCCUGGAGUUGGAUCCCUUCAUAAUCAACAAUGGUGAUUAUAAAUGUCGUCUCAUUAAUCUGAGGGAUCAUCAUUUUGACGGCAACAUAAUACUUUCUUGCCUGGGUGUGUAUGGAGGGCGUCUCAAGAUGUUUGACUUUGAAUUGACUACCAAUACUUUUUUAGUUUGGGACGUGAAUGUGAAUAAAGAAGAGUAUCAUGGAGGAUUUGAAAAGGUGUGCUUGGAGAACAUGACAAGUUAUAUACUGGAGGAAGACAUGGUUCGGAAGAGAGGAGACGUUCUAGCUUCUGAAUGUAUGGCUUUGGACCCAAACAAUGAGGAAAUUAUCUAUCUAGUUAUAGAUUAUGAGAUUGUCAUGUUCAACAUUCGUACAAGAAUCCAGUCGAAACUGGAUAAAAAGUAUACUAUUGAUUAUGGUUUGAACUGUGGGUUCUUCCAAGUUGUGGUACCAUGGUGGCCGACACCCGUUCCUAGACUACCACAAGAUGCUCAUGCUCAGUCCACUAAAAACCAAAGCCAGUGGGAGGAAGAAAUGGGGAAGGUCAUGUAG